AUGGGGACCAAUUACGUAUCAGUGAAAUUCCCUUCCUCACCGCACCUUGCGGCCCCUCGCCUUGCAGUCUGCCUGUUAAUCACAAGUGUCCAACGCUCCGCCCCCACCCCCUCCACCUCCACUCGCCCGAACCUCGCCACCCCCGUCAUGUUCCACCCUUCCCCCGCCCUCCGCUCCUCCUCCACCCCGCACUCCCUCUCCGCCCCUUCCUCCUCCCCACGCAUUGCUUCCCCUCCUGCCUUCGCCCCCUCCUCCCCGCGCAUUGCUGCCUCUCCUUCCUUCGCCCCCUCCUCCUCCCCACGCAUGGCUGCCUCUCCUCCCUCCGCCCUCCCCUACUCCCCACGAAUUGCUUCCUCCUCUUCCUCCGCCCCCUCCUCCUCCCCUCGCAUUGCUUCCUCUCCUGCCUUCGCCCCCUCCUCCUCCCCUCGCAUUGCUUCCGCUCCUGCCUUCGCCCCCUCCUCUUCCCCUCGAAUUGCUUCCUCUCUUCCCUCCGGCCCCUCCUCUUCCCCACGCAUUGCUUCCUCUCUUCCCUGUGCCCCCUGCUCUUCCCCUCGCAUUGCUUCCUCUCUUCCCUCCGCCCCCUCCUCUUCCCCACGCAUUGCUUCCUCUCUUCCCUCCGCCCCCUCCUCCUCACCAUGCAUUGCUUCCUCUCCUACCCACGUGUCCGCCAGCUCUUUUGUCGCCUCAUUCUGUGCCAUCCGCGUUACAGAGUCACGGCUUGCCCCUCCAUCCUCUGCGGACCCCACCUGCUGCUCCGUUAUCAGCAGCCCCGCUGCUCCCUGA
Closterium sp. Naga37s-1 is the source of this 783-nucleotide messenger RNA. NCBI's taxonomy places the organism in Eukaryota, Viridiplantae, Streptophyta, Zygnematophyceae, Desmidiales, Closteriaceae. The record is from the annotation of a GenBank genome assembly.